Molecule: messenger RNA, 2485 nt
Organism: Girardinichthys multiradiatus
Lineage: Eukaryota; Metazoa; Chordata; Actinopteri; Cyprinodontiformes; Goodeidae
Gene: klf9
Product: Kruppel-like factor 9
Exons: 2
Coding region: 410-1069 (219 amino acids)
Biological process (GO): regulation of transcription by RNA polymerase II
Molecular function (GO): DNA-binding transcription factor activity, RNA polymerase II-specific; RNA polymerase II cis-regulatory region sequence-specific DNA binding
Source: RefSeq, a predicted model, not a curated record
UUAUGACACAGCGCUAUUCCGCGAAAUUGUUUCUUGGAGUUGAGAGAACUGUCUGUUGCUCUCUGUAAAAUAGGACAAGUGGACGAGGGAGUGGAAGAACACAGAACUGCAGAUCAGACAUCUGGCACAAUAGUUCAGACGGGAAAAAAGAGAAAGAGUAAAGAAGAAAGGAGGAGUGCAACUGUAAUCUCUCCCGAGUUGGCGUUUACUUAUCCGCCCAGCAUCAUCCAGAAGAAAACAUACAGUCUUUGCGGGACAGUCUCUGUGAGGUCGGCACGUGUGGAUCAUUGGCCGCGUUUCCGAGGAGGACUGCGGUCUACCUACGGUUUUCUCCCCCUUUUGGAUUGUUUUUAUACUCUGCAGCAACUCUGCACAGGCUAUCUCCACUCCACCCUGAUCUGCUACAGUGAUGUCGGAGGUUGACGUCUCUGUGGACUGCGUCCCCACUUGUCCUCUGGAGAGGACAGAGGACGUAUUUGAAGAAAACCAAGAAAACGGCACUUUACUAAUGGUGGCGAUGAUUUUAUUGGACUUAAAGAAAUGCGGUCCAGACCCUAUCGCCGCCGGGGAGAGCGGAUGUUUCGGCGGGGCCAGCGAAGCGGGAAGGCAGGAGAAAGAGAAGGAGGAGCGGGGAAGCAGCCGGGUGUCGCCGGUUCUCAAAGCACCCCGGAACAAGGCACCGGGGAGAAUGGAUACCCCUGAGAAGAGGCACGGCUGCCACUUUGCCGGCUGUGGGAAAAUGUAUGGGAAGUCGUCCCACCUCAAAGCCCACCUCAGGGUCCACACCGGGGAACGCCCCUUUCAAUGCACCUGGCCGGACUGCAACAAGAAGUUCUCCCGAUCGGAUGAGCUUACGCGCCACUACCGCACACACACAGGCGAGAAGCGUUUCAACUGUCCGCUUUGUGAAAAGUGCUUCAUGAGGAGCGACCACCUGACCAAACACGCCCGGCGACACGCAGGCUUCCAUCCUAGCAUGCUGCAGGGCUCCAGCAUUGCCAAGAGACGGCGUUGCUCCACAUCCAUGUCCUCCUCUGAAUCUGGGGACCAAAGCCCUGCAGGAAUGUGAACACCUAUAUAUAUAUAUAUAUAUAUAUAUAUAUAUAUAUAUAUAUAUUCAGAAGGGUGUUAACUAGAAGGUAACAUACCCUGGCAUAGUUCCACACGAAUCUGUCAUCCAGACAAAUAUUCAGGGACUUUCCUUUCACAUGUGCAACAGCAACCUGAUUAUCUUUUAACUAGAGGUCACUGACCCAUUCCCUGAGGUAAUUUAUAUUUAUUAAGAGUUGUUCAGGGUCUGACAGUAAUGUCUAGUUAAUUAUUUUUUCUUUUUGCCUAGUUUCAUUUUAUCUUUUCUGAUAGAAUCUCAAAUCAAAGUAAAGUUAAUGUACAUAAACAGUAUUGCUCUACUUGUCCAUUUAAAGAUGAAGUCAGUAGCCCAACAUUGGAUACAGCAUCAUCAAUGUAUCAAAGCCUAGUGAGGUUUGAAGUUUUGGAAAUAGUUCUAUAGUGAAGAAUGCUACAUAGUUUCUUUUACAGCUACGUUUUCGUCUAAUACAAUGUGAAUGCAAUAUACAGCAGUAUUACCAUGUAAAUAUAUUAGACAGGAAAUAUAGAUUCAGAAUAGCGUGGUUAAUUGUUCAAGUGUAAGAAGAAACAUGAUUUUAGAGAGAGAGAGGCAGAGCUUAGUUAUUUAAUUUUGUAUAUAUUUGGCUACAGACUUCAGCUGUGCUUUGAGCUGCUGAAACUGAAAUGUUUUUUAUGCAAUGAUGAACUUUCAAAUACAUGCACGAAAAAAUAUAAAUAUAUUUACAAUACUUCACCAAUCUCAUGGGGGGGGGGCAUCUUCAACAUUUGUGCUGCUUCAUGCAGACUUGAAUCAUGUUUGGCAUGGGUGCACCAAAAACAUAACAGGGUAAUACCUUUAAAUAGCUGAAGUCAUUAUUAUAAAAGAAAAUGUUGCUUGUUUUUAUUUUCCAGACCACGACGGUUUUUGUUCAGCGUGUGUGCCUUUGUAGCAGAGGAAAAUGUUGACAUUUUAAUCUCUGAGAAGGAUGGGAGGGGUACCAUUUGAAUGGACAUUUUUUUUUACAUUCUUCAUGUUGCUUUUUUCUCUGUCACAGAUCAAGAGAUCAGUGAAUGACUAAUGCCAACUGUGCCAGUGGCUGUACAUUGAAAACUUUACAUUAUUUUAUCUGUGUUUUAUUAGCGACUCAUGUCAUGUUUUGGUGUUUUGGUCAUGUCUGACAAUAUCACACCCCCAUGUGGUGGCAUGGAAGCACAACAUUUCCCACAAUCCUCUGAAAAAUCUUUUUUGUAUUAUUAUUUGUUGUAGCACCUUGAGGACAGCCUUUAUUACUACCUUGUUGAGAAUGAUUGUAUUCCACCAUGUAGCAUGUUCGUAUUUCUUUUUGCUUGUCUGGUUAUCUUUUAUAAUAUUCCUACUAACAGAGUGAGAGGACUUAUUAAAUCACUACGUGCAUUA